This is a messenger RNA of Cyanidioschyzon merolae strain 10D, 816 nucleotides long. Its product is annotated as similar to stromal cell derived factor 2 SDF2. The transcript has a single exon. The record is from RefSeq and is a predicted model, not a curated record. Bases 1 to 816 code for a protein of 271 amino acids. Lineage: Eukaryota; Rhodophyta; Bangiophyceae; Cyanidiales; Cyanidiaceae.
AUGCAGCGGAAGCGCCCCGAGCGCUGUCAACGCUGUGGGAAGCGCUUGCAUCAAGAGCAUGUGUGUGCAGCCAAGGUUUGUAGUUGGAUCCGAUGCUUCUCUGCUACGAAGUUUCUUCUUAUGUGCUUACUAUUACUGCUCUUCGUCCUGCCGGUACACGCAAAGCGAACCAAAGCAGAAACAACGACUCCAGCGUUUGAGCCCGGCUUUGAAUACAUAACGUACGCCUCAGUGGUGAAGCUGGAGCACCCGCUGACGGGCCUUCGACUGCACUCCCAGGAGGUUGCGUACGGGACAGGUUCGAAGCAGCAAACCGUAACUGCAGUCGAACGACACCUCGAUGAUGAUCGUGCGCUAUGGUUGAUCAAAGCUCCCCAGCAAAGCGGCGGGCGUUUUUUCGCGGAGUCGAAAGGCAUGCGGCGUGUUCGUUGUGGUGACCUCAUUCGACUGGAGCAUGUGGUAACGCGGACGCAUUUACACAGCCAUCGUUUGGCAUCACCGUUGACUGGCUCCCAGGAGGUCAGCGCAUUUUCGCUGUCCGCUGAGGGCAGUGGUGACUCGGGGGAUCACUGGCAAGUUGAAUGUAUCUCGAAAGGGGCGGUCUUCUGGGCUCGCAACGAGACCGUUUACCUACGUCAUGUUGAUACAGAGACCAUGUAUCUUUCGGUUCUGGGGGAGCAGCGUUAUCAUGAUCCUCUAGAGAAUCACGCUGAAGUGGUUUGUUUAGAGCGCAAAUCCAUUCGACAACCUGAGCUGCGAGCACAGUGGGUAGCAUCGGAGGGUUUCUUCCACGCGUCUGCCGCAGUUGAAUCAUGA